This is a messenger RNA of Cryphonectria parasitica EP155, 1413 nucleotides long. RefSeq names its product MFS general substrate transporter. Gene Ontology annotation, molecular function: transmembrane transporter activity. Bases 1 to 1413 code for a protein of 470 amino acids. Gene Ontology annotation, cellular component: membrane. The record is from RefSeq and is a predicted model, not a curated record. Lineage: Eukaryota; Fungi; Ascomycota; Sordariomycetes; Diaporthales; Cryphonectriaceae. Gene Ontology annotation, biological process: transmembrane transport. The transcript is spliced from 2 exons.
AUGUCAGCCGACCAAGGCGCGGCGGCGUCGUCGACGGUCAUCGAGACCAUCGAGCCGGCCGAGGAGCGCAAGCUGCUCGCGAAGCUGGACCUCUUCUUCGUGCCGGUCAUUAUGCUCGUCUACCUCUCAUGCUUUCUCGACCGCUCCAACAUCGGAAACGUCAAGGUGGCCGGCAUGCCCGAGGACAUCCACGCCAGCACCGAGGAGAUCUCCACGGCCGUCUCCAUCUUCUACGCCACCUACGUCCUCGUCGAGGCGCCCUGGGCCAUCGCGCUGAAGAAAAUCACGCCGCGCAUCCUGAUGACGGGCCUCUGCAUCAUCUGGUCGCUGACCACCAUAUUUUCCGGCUUCAUCACCAGCAUCGGCGGCAUGUACGCUGCGCGGCUGGUCCUGGGUGCAUGCGAGGGCGGCUUGUUCCCGGGGUUGAACCUGUACUUGACCAUGGUGUACAAGCGAGAGGAACAAGCGAGGCGUGUCUCAUACCUCUUCGUGUGUACGGCCCUGUCGGGUGCCUUUGGUGGCCUGCUCGCGUACCUCAUCCUGAAGAUGGAUGGUGUCGGCGGAUAUGCAGGCUGGCGGUGGGUUUACAUUAUCGAGGGCAUCUUCAGCAUGGUGGUCGCCCUGAUCGUCUGGUUUGGUCUACCCAACGACCCAAGCAACGCAUAUUUCCUGAAUGACCGCGAGAAAGCGCUCAUGGGUAUUCGCGCCCAGCAGCGUGCUCGGUAUAUGGGCACCGAGGAGUUUAGCUGGCAGGAGAUCUUUAUCACGCUUCGUGACCCCAAGCUAUGGUUGAGCGGCGCCAUUCAGUUCUGUCAAGACAUCCUCCUCUACGGCUUCUCCACGUUUCUCCCUUCCAUCAUCGAAUCCAUGGGCUACAAUUCCCUGCAGGCCCAGUAUCUCACCAUUCCCGUCUACAUUGUCGGAGGCGGUAGCUUCCUCGCCCUCUCCUUCGCCUCGGACCGCUUCACCCUGCGCUCGCCCUUCCUCGUCUUUGCCAACUUCAUCGGCGUGAUCGGCUACGCCCUCAUUCUCAGCCCCGUGUCCAACGGCGUCAAGUUCUUUGGCACUUUUCUCUGCGCCAUCGCCGCCUACAACGGCCCCGGCAUCAACCUGACCUGGCUAAACGUCAACGUCGCGCCACACUAUAGGAGGGCGGCGGCCAUCGGGUUCCAGCAGACCCUGGGCAACUGUGCAGGGAUUGUGGCGGGUCAGAUCUACCGGAAAGCCCCUUAUACGCUGGGCAAUGCGUUCAGCUUGGGGUCUAUUGGUGUUGCGCAGCUGGUCAUUGCGUGUAAGGCACUGUAUAUCUCUCGCCAGACGAGGAACAAGGAAAAGAUUGCCAGGGGAGAGAUUCAAGACACAAGAAAAGUCAAGACUGGAGACCGUGAGCUGGACUUCAAAUAUCAUCUCUAA